AUGGCGCAAUCUGAAGAUACGGAGCUGCGAGAUUUAGUCAUAGAAGCACUAGAGAGAAACGGUUCGCUAGCAAAAAUUCGUGCGUUACUAAGGGCCAACGUUUUCUUAGCUUUCGAGGAUGAUUACGAGAAUAUUAAACAGAAUGUGAGCUUGGACAACAUACUUAAACUCCCAGAAGGUAAGCUCUCGCUGUCAAUAGUACACGAGUUCUUGGAAUUUUGUAACCUGAAAAACACAUUGUUUGUGUACAUGGCGGAAUCGCGACAAAAGAAGGACUAUUCCUACGACGGCUCAAAGAAAUUGUCCGAAAAACUUAACCUCCCUAAAAUGGAAACCGCGAAAGAACCUAUUUUAAUCACUCUUUUAAAGAUUCUCAGUCAAAGAAAGAAUUAUGAUAACACUGACAAUCAUAACCUAAAACUUGAUGACACCAACUUUAAAGAUGAUCAGAACUGUACCUACAUAGUUCAUGAAGACUCUAGCAGUAGUGCGUCCAGUAACUCACAGUCGGACAAUUCAUACGAUGACAAAAACAAACUUCAUUUGCGAUUGCAACUGGACAAUUCAGACACUGACACAUCCAGUGACUCUGCAAGGGAUAAAUCAAGUUCAGAAUAUAUCACAAAUCAGAAUAUUGUUUUGAAUUCUAAAAGACAAAAUCUAGAAAAAUCUAAAGAAACUCCAGAUCUAAAUCAAACAUUGGACCAAGAUGAACACAACAAUUCUGUCAGGAAUGGUACUCACAGAUUACAGGAAAUUAAAUUAACAAAUAGUAGCAGUGACUCCACCUCCUAUGCGGAUGUUAAACUAUAUAGACCAGUGCUUGAGAACAUCCAAAAUACUAUAAGAUUGUCAAAAACUGAUGAAGAGCCUACUUAUAACAUUGUUAAACAACCUACAUCAAACAUACCCACUGGGCCUCACAAUCAUAACCCAAGUGACAAUUAUCAAUCUGUAACUUUGAGUAGUGGCUCUACAAUGUCUCCCAAAAGAGAAAAUGAUACUGAAGUAGUUGCUGUUAAAUCAUUAAUAGAAGAAUCAGCUAAGUCUGAUGCUGAAACAACUGUGUACAGUUAUGAUUUCACAGCAUCAACACUUACUAAAAAUAAACAGAUUGAUGGGUUACAGUCGCCAGAAUCAACUCAUGAGGAAUAUGAUAACAAAAGUCCUGACAAGAAUGUUUCGAUUGAAAGUCCUCACCAAAAUUCGCAAAGUUCACAGAGUUCAGUUUCAAUAUCAGAUGUAGCUGAUUUAAUCAGUGAAAAUAACUCUUCAUUUAAUCAUCCAAUGAAUUUUGUAAAUAACAUAAGUGUGAAUAAGACUGCUGUAGAUGAACAAUCAAAAAAGUUGUCACCGAUCGAUAAAAGUAGAAUAACUGAUGAUUCUGCUGAAUUUUCAGAAUCUCCUGUUCCUUCACUCUCUAAUCUAAGUCUGGAUAUUCAUAGCGAUUGAGAUGUGUAAUGUAUAAAGCACAAAAAUGAGUAGCAAUAAUAUAAAAUUUAGAAUCCUGGUUUUAAAAAUAAGCUUUUGCUGUGCAUAAUAUUUGUUAUAUAAAUUUCAGAAAAAUAAUACUGCUCUUUAGUAUCUAUCUAAUUAUUAAAA
Hyposmocoma kahamanoa is the source of this 1602-nucleotide messenger RNA. Its product is annotated as asparagine-rich protein-like. Bases 1 to 1452 code for a protein of 483 amino acids. Gene Ontology annotation, biological process: microtubule anchoring. The transcript has a single exon. Gene Ontology annotation, molecular function: protein binding. The record is from RefSeq and is a predicted model, not a curated record. Gene Ontology annotation, cellular component: microtubule organizing center. NCBI's taxonomy places the organism in Eukaryota, Metazoa, Arthropoda, Insecta, Lepidoptera, Cosmopterigidae.